AUGAUGCUACUGUAUGAUUCCAAUGUAUUUUCUUGUUAUCAUCAAAAAAGGUAAGUCACCAGAAUGAGUUAUCAGUGCAUUUGCUCAUCUCUGGUGGGAGAAAAUGAAACUUCCAUUUCUUCUUGGCUUCUUAGAGGAGUUCACAACAUAGCAUUCAGCCUCAUGUAUUCAGAAGGCAGUAUAUGGCUCAGCAGAAUUCUUGUGAGACAGAUAAAAGUCACUUGGGUAAGCCUGGCUUAGCAUCAUCUCAGGAAAAGAACUGUUUGAGAAGCAGGGAAGCUCUUCUUGAUCUUUGCCAAAGACUGAAUUCCUGGGCAGUGUAUAAAUUAUGAACCUAAUUCAUAAAAAAAUUUAAACUGUGCACAUAUAUCUUAGUGCCUGGAUAUCUAAUAGAACAACCCUUGCCCCAGGUAUUGUGGGGGUACUUUUAGCACCAGAAGUUACAUAUGACAGAACUGAUUUUAGAAACUGUUUUACAUGUGUGUGCCUUCAUAGUGCAGUGUUGCAAUUUAAGCUCAGUAGGACCCAAGUUUGGGUCCAGACAGCAGUAGCAAGGGAUUCAGGCUAAGUAUAUGAUGACAGUUUACUACCUAUACCCACUCCCACUAAUAUAUCUGAUGCUUUCUUAGCUGGACUAAUGGUGUUCUCUCAGCACAGAAAAUAGUAUCCCAGUUGUGAGGAUAGUGGAUUCAAACUCAUUUCCACCUUCUGGGGCAGGGGGGAAGAAAGGGAGUCAUUAUGAAAGUGUCCUUGAUGUUAUAAAUCACAAAUGGGUUUUGAUUUUUCCUGUGCUUCAUUAACAACGUAGAAUGAAUCGUUCAUGGGGGCUGCAGCCCAGACUACUACUUCUUUCCUUGUUGCAGAAGUAGAAUGAAUAUGUAACCAACUACAGGAAGUGGAAGAGUGUUUUUCCAGUUAAGGAAACUGAAUGUCUGAUGGGAUUUGGCUUCUUUUCUUGCCUCUACUAAGGCUGUCCUCCUAGACUGUGGACAAGAGCUUUUAAGCCAGAGGCUAAAUGCAGCUUCCAAUUUUGGCUUUCCUCGAUUUUUGCAUGAUUUCUCCCAGUUGUUGAUACAGAUAAGUGUUACGACAGGUAGAAGAGGGGGUUCUUUAAAUACUUACGGUGAAACUGCAUGGAAGAAAAUUUUAUGCUUCAUCUAAAAAUAAUAGCUGUAAGUGUGAUUCUCUGUAGCAGGCCUAACACUGACAAUGAUAUCAUGAACCUGGACAUAAUCUCUAUGCAGACAUGAUGUGAAAAGAAAUUAACAGAAACUGAGCUUCAUUAAGCAGAGAUACACAAUUCUGAAGACAUUUAAAUAGGGGAAUGAGUAGGUGGCAAUUCCUCAGAGAUUAUCAAUACUCAAUUUUAUUCUAUUCUCCUGUUCUGCUUUUCAUCUGCACUCCAUUCUGUCAUGAGCUGUGAUGUAUUGGCCCUUCAAACACAGGUUACUUUGGAAAAGGUCACUAUGCUACUGGUAUUCUUGCCCUGACAUAAAGAAUACUGAGUUAAGAUCCUUGCUUAGUGCCUGGUCAUCCUUCCCCACUUUUUCAGAUAAAAUUGAAGAAAGAAAAUGCACUUCUUUUCCUUGUGGGCCAUUAGAACUUCAUAUUGCACUGUUUCUCAAGAAAGGAAUAACAGCUGUAUUUUAAAGGCUGAAAGCAAAGCUUAAGACAUCAUUGUAUACAAUUUAAAAUAUAACUUGAGCAUGAUAAUCUAACCUGUUCUUACAAAAAGAAUCCUCCAAGGAAGAUGAAUCCACAGCUUUUGAAGCUGGCAUCUGUCCUUUCUUCAGAGUCCUUUUUAUUUGGUGGGCUAUAUCUUGAAUGGAAUUGUGCACUCUUUUUUAUUCAUAAGUGAGAAAAGUGUGCUUGGAGAAACCUUUGCAAGGGUUAAGUAUUUGGGCUUCCUGUAUUUGUCAGACCAGCAUUAAUUGCUUUUCCGUUUAAGGGAAAGUUAUUAAUGAAAGAUAAUCAGUGCUGCUGCUGCUGUUUAUAGGGAGAAAGGAAACAGCACACCUCAGGCAAAUUAUGUGGCAAAAUUCUUUAUUAAAGAAUGAUGUCCUGACAGACUCUGCACAAAAAAGUUUCGUGUAUAAAGAAAAUAGUGUGCUGUAUUCCUCCAUAGAAACAGAGUAAUUCCUGUGAUAGUAGGAUGAAGAGGAUGUGGGCUGGGGGGAAGCAGGAAGAGGGAGAGAGAUGGUGCAAACAGUUGCAUGCAACAUAAUGUACAAUUGCUCUUAGAGCUUCUUUGGACUAUUUGGAAAGAAAGGCCCCUCUGAAACAUGUUAAUUUCUGUAAUUUUGAGAAGAAAGAAGGGUAGGAGAGAAAGCAUGUCACUAUAUUUCAGAUGCCGUUGUUUUAGGAAUGGACCAUUGUGUAUAAUAGGUAGGCUAAAGCUCAUCUAACUCAGUGCCAGUAUUGCAUCUGCUGUGUGUGUCUGUGUGUGGAAGGCAGAAGAGGUGAAAUGUCCUCAAAUCAUCAUUGCCAUUGUUUGAAUAUAUUAUUUUUCAUCUGGGUCAUACCAAGGGUGAAUGUGCCCCUCACUUUAAAUUUGAUGACACCUGUUUUCCAUGCCAGGUCAGGGCAAUUGUCAGAAUGGAAUGCAAGCCUUAGGUGAUGAGUCCUGCAGCAGUAGGGAGAAGACAGAUGGCCCCAGCUGUUUGCAGUGUCCAGACAGGUAGACCAGAAGGCAGAGCACAGAGGCUGUUAUUGACAUUCCAGCUAAUUGUUAAAAAAUGCUGGAGUUCAGUGAUUCACUUAGCAUCUGUUCUACACAAAAUAUUUUCACAGAGAUGAACUGUAUGUGACAAAUAUUGCAGCUACACACACAGCUUUCCCUUUACUCCUUUAAGCAACUAUUUUGCUUUCAGUAGCUAUGAUGGGGUCAUUGUAGUUGCUAAUCUAACUAAAAGGUGAGAUGCUUUCUGGUUAAUGUAUUUAACCUGACAUCAUUUGUAAAUAAUGUGGAAAUGUCUGUGGUCUUGAGGCACAGAAAUUAUGCAGCUGUCCCCACUAUCAUCUUAUUUCUCCAAGGGAAAAGAAGAAUGCCAUAGAUGAGUUUUAAAAAAUGACACAUGAACACAUAUUGGGCAUAGAUAUCCUAGGUAUAAGGUCAGCUCUUUUCUAAUUGGGUGUACCACGAUUAGAAAUCAGUCUUGCCAUGUUCUUGUAUUUAAAAUAAGCAAAUUUUCUAUAAUCAACACUUGUGCAAAAUGUCAGCAGAAGUAGUGGUGUGCAAUAAUAUUAAAGCAAAUACAAAAAAGUGAGGAAAAAAGUAUGGAAAAGCACAUCAGAAAGAAUGGUGUGCAGCAUUCUGGCUGUAUAUCUUUAUUAAUAUGCUCCAAAUAGCCUAUUAUUUUUAAGGAGAACUAAGUAAAACAAUUCCUCAUUUUGAAAAGAAGCUCUUUCCUGUUUCUUCUAGUCCAUUUAUGAAACAAAAUGCAGAGAUCCUUGUUUUGUAAAGAAAAAGAAAGAAAUAUAUGAAACCACAAUAAUUUAUCUGCAGAAACUGAAAUGCGUAACUACUGAGCAACAGUUUCUAAUUGUGUUUACUUUAUACUUGAAAAAAAGCAAUAAAAAACAUAGGAAAAAUAUUCCCCCAAAAUGAGCCUGAAAACUCUUGAAAAAGACAAUAACCAAAGUUUCAAAUAUGGAGGUAGAAGCAGAUUUUAAUUAUAACUUUAUUAGAAAAAUUUGCAGAAAGACUUGUCAGGCUGCAGCUCAUGCUAGUCUUGUCAAUCACCAUUGUUGCCAGGCAGAAAAAUGAAGCAUAUGAGAAGUUUUUAAGCGCACAGAAUAUUUUUUGCUAAACCACCCCCACAUACUCAUUUAAUUUCUGACCCAUACUGACAAAAGCUUAGAUGAAUGAGUUGUUGUCUGGCCCUUCCCACUUUGUAUAGUCAUUGGCUGGCUUGGUUCUAAAAAGGAUUUUAAAAAGGACAAUAAUUUGCCUUUGCCACCUGAGGCUGUGAGGGUGCUGAAAAGCUAAUCUGUGGGCUGCCACCAUGCAGAUCUGUUGGGCUGUGUGCUCUGCCUGUGUCUUAAUCCAAAUUGCAUUUCGAUCGGUGGAAGGGUGGCAAGUGUUUAAAAAUGAUGCUACAGAAAUCAUUCCUGAGGUCACUGAAAAUACAGAAGCACCGGUGGAACAGACUUACAGCGACAACAACAAUACAAUGAACCAGGCAAAGCAUGGGGGAAGACACAUACAACAGUCUCCAGACCCUAAUGAUGCUUCUGACUUCAGCUGCAGAGAAAUGCGAACCACCCGCUAUGUCACUGAGGGGCCUUGCCAAAGUGUCAAGCCUGUCAAGGAACUGGUCUGCUCUGGCCAGUGUGUCCCCUCACACCUCCUCCCCAACUCUAUUGGUAGAGGGAAGUGGUGGCGUCAGAAUGCCCUGGAUUACCGCUGCAUCCCCGCUCACACUCGCACGCAGCGCAUCCAGAUGGCGUGUCCUGAGCAAGAGACUCGGACUUACAAAUUCCGAGCUGUCACCGCCUGCAAAUGUAAGCGUUACACUCGCUACCACAACCAGUCUGAGCUCAAGGACUUUGGCAAGGAAACUGUCAGGCCUCAGAAGAACAAGAAGCCCCGUCUCUCCAGAGCCAGGAGCAGCAAAUCCAACCAGCCUGAGCUAGAAAAUGCUUAUUAGACCGUCGCUCUGAGUGAUACAGCCCAGCAGCUCUGGAUAUUUUACAAGACACCAAAUGGCACUCACAGGCCACAGAAUGGGGUUCUGGCUGCAGGAGGUUCCAGUUCUUCCUGCUAAGCUGGGUUAAAGGCUCACAUAGUCCAAAAUCUAUCAGAUUAUAACAAUUGUGGUCUGAUAAGAGAAUGAGAUAAACUGAGCUGGUGGUAGCAAUACUUAAAUUCAGUCUGAGAGGAGAGGUACACCCUGGAGAUUUGCAUGAGGUCAUGUGGCUUGUACUUUGAGGAAGGCAGAGGAAAGAGGAAAUGUUCAGGUGACAAUCACUAUCAAGCUUUGUUAGAAGUCAUUUUACUCACUUUAUGUGAUAGGAACGCCAAUGUCCCUUUCCAACUUUUCUAGGCACCACAAUGCAGGAGAUUAGGGAACCAUCAGGAGAGUUACCACUCUGAAUGAGUUGAAUAAAGUUAGUGAUUGCAGGGAUUUCAACAGUUAUGGUGAAUAAAGUCAAGUUGUUAGGAAAUUAACAUCCUGUCAGAUGUCCUCAUGCCCCAAUUGAUUCCUCUAAUGAGGAAAAACACACAAAAAACAAUGACACUUGAGUUCUCAAAACAAAAGUGUGAUGAAUCUAUUUCAUAUCUUUAAUUAGAAUACUGCAGGAUCAACAGAUUCAAGGUUGAUAUUUGACAUCUAAAACACCAGAUUUGUUUUAGGGACAAUUCUACUCAGUGGAGCAGAUUUAUGAAAUGGAUGCUCCUCUCAACCACAUAACCACACUGAUUUGACCUGUAAACAGCUAAUAAUGUGUAUAAUUUUUACAUAAAAGAUACCGAUUGUGCUUUAUUCCCUCCGACAAUAUUGACUUUAGCAUCAACUUAGACAUCUCAAUUCACAUGUUCUAUUCUGUAGAGUUUGGAUCAUCUGGCAGUACACUUUUUGGUGCCAAGACUGGACAAGCCAAGGUCUGGGAGUAAAGUGCUGAUUCUGCAUUAAAGUGAGCCUCUGCUAAUUUGAAAGCCAUGAAUUCCUCUUGAAAAGUCUUUGGUAUGCACAGUUUAGUUUGACAGCAACUUUCCUUUACUUAGCUUCUCAAUGUUCAGACUAGUGUUUUUGUUUUUACAUUAAAGAAUAUUAUUGGAAAGUGAAUAUUCACAUGCUGUAUAUAUCCUAUAGAAAUGCUAAGCCUAGUACCAGAUAAACACAAUAUGGGAUGAAGACAAUUCCUCACUGUUCUUAUUUUCUGUGUAGAAUUUAUGCUAAAAUCAUAUAAGCUAUGGAAAGUUCCAUUGCUGAUAGAUUUUGCAAUUAUUUUAUGUGGGACCAGACUCUAGAGAAAGAAGCUAUUGUUUCAAAGACUGAAUUAUGUAUUUAUUUUUUUCUCAGAAAUUAUUUAUGCAAUAUUUUUCCUUGUAGAGGAUGAGAAUUAGUACUGCUUUAAAAAUAUUAGUCUGUUAUUUUGAAUUUUAACUAUAUUGUUAAUAAAGUAGCAACAUUGAUUAAUUA
Dromaius novaehollandiae (emu) is the source of this 6146-nucleotide messenger RNA. RefSeq names its product sclerostin (gene SOST). NCBI's taxonomy places the organism in Eukaryota, Metazoa, Chordata, Aves, Casuariiformes, Dromaiidae. The transcript has 2 exons. The coding region runs from base 4005 to 4649 and encodes 214 amino acids. Gene Ontology annotation, molecular function: BMP binding. Gene Ontology annotation, biological process: negative regulation of BMP signaling pathway; negative regulation of Wnt signaling pathway; ossification. The record is from RefSeq and is a predicted model, not a curated record.